Molecule: messenger RNA, 2481 nt
Organism: Euleptes europaea (tarantolino)
Lineage: Eukaryota; Metazoa; Chordata; Lepidosauria; Squamata; Sphaerodactylidae
Product: extracellular calcium-sensing receptor-like
Exons: 5
Coding region: 1-2481 (826 amino acids)
Biological process (GO): G protein-coupled receptor signaling pathway
Cellular component (GO): membrane
Molecular function (GO): G protein-coupled receptor activity
Source: RefSeq, a predicted model, not a curated record
AUGACACCCCUGGUCCUUGGACUCCCGUUUUUCAUUCCCGUGCUCGGCAUCACUGGGCACAGAUGCCGCUUGCCCACCUUUGGGAUGGAGGCUUUUGAGAGAGGAGGAGACGUCCUCCUCGGGGGAGUGUUCCCGCUGCAUCCCCACCAGUCGAUCGAUGCUGUGAAAAUCGCCUUCACCCAGCGCCCCAGUCCCAUGGUUUGUCACAGGUUGGCUCCGCACCGGCAGAUUCUUCCUGGGAGCUUGACUUCUCCUUCCAAAACGGCCAAAGAUGGCUUGGGCCAGAUCAGCCCCAGCUUGUCCUUUUGGUUUUACAAGCUCAUCCAAACCAUGGUCUUUGCCACUGAAGAAAUCAACCAGGACCCCACCCUUUUGCCCAACAUCACGCUGGGCUUCCAGAUCUUCGAUUCGUGCAGCGUGGUCUCCCGGGCCCUCUUGGGCACCAUGCAGUUCCUCACAGGCUUUCAAAAAGUCAUCCCAAACUUCCGUUGCCGGGAGCACCCUCCGCCAGCCGGGGUUAUAGCGGAGGCUGGCAUCACAGAGACCGGGAUGAUAGCCAGGUUGUUGGAUCUCAACAGAUUCCCUCAGAUCAGCUACUUUCCCAUGGGCCCAGUCACAAAUGGCGGAUCCCAGUUCCCGUCUUUCUUCCGCACGGUGCCCAGCAACGAACUCCAGGCCCUCGGCCUAGCUCAGCUGGUGAUUCAUUUCGCCUGGUCAUGGAUCGGGCUACUUGGCGAAGACUCAGAAUAUGGGAAGCAAGGCGUUGAGGUCGUGCGGGAACAGGUCCUCAAGAAGAGUGUUUGUGUUGCCUUCGAGCACAUGCUUUCCAUCUCACCUAACCGAGACAAUGCAAUGGAAGUCGUUGAUAUAAUCAAAGAUUCCCAGGCCCGUGUUAUUGUAGCUUUCUGCGGGGUUGAGAUGCUAGCUGUACUGAAUAGGUUGCAUGAGCAGGGAGUAAGAGGAAGGGUGUGGUUGUACUCCGAGUCCAUGACCCAGAUCGUCUUCUUCAAGGAUCAGAAGGCCAACCAGAUGCUCAGCGGCUCAUUGGCAGUUGUGCACCACAAAGAAAAAGUUCCAGGCCUGAGGGACUUUGUACACCAUCUCCAUCCCUCUAGUUCUCCAGAAGAUGUCUUUAUCCAAGAGUUCUGGAGCAAGGUCUUCAAUUGCUGGUGGAACGCAAGCUCGGGGGAAAGGACCAAUAAUGCCCACCGCUGCACAGGGGAGGAGAGCUUGGGGAAUGGUACCAAUUCCUUUCUCAGCAUGCCUGGCUUUGGCUUGGCCUUCAGCGUCCACAAUGCAGUCUACGCCAUCGCCCAUGCCUUACAUAACAUGAUGCAGGAGGAGCCUAGAGGACCAAAGACCUUUGGGAACAGGACUCAAUUGCUUCGGUAUUUGAGGAAAGUUCAUUUCAAGAACAAGGCAGCUGAGGAAGUUUUUUUCGAUGAACAUGGUGACCUUCCUGCCCCUUUGGACAUCUUCAACACGCUCUUCCGCUCCCAGGACGAGGUCAGAAUUGUGCUGGUUGGAAGAAUUGCAUUCGGCCCCUCCCAAAUCAAAGAGCUGGAGGUUAACCAUAACUUGUCCAUCUGUACCCGGUGCCCAGAGGAUCAGUGGCCAGAUGAAGAGCAAACACGGUGCCUACCCAAAAGGGAACUAUUCCUUCCUUUCCUCGAGCCCCUGGGCACCGGCCUGGCCGGCACCUCCGUCUGCGGCUCCCUUCUGCCCAUCUUGGUCCUUGCCCUCUUCGUCGCACGCCGGGACACCCCUCUGGUGCGGGCAAACAGUUAUGAACUCAGCUACCUGCUCCUGGCAGGGCUGAGCGCCGGUUUCCUCAGCUGCCUUCUCUUUCUGGGCCGGCCCACCCGCAGCGCCUGCCUGCUGCGUCCGGUGGUCUUCGGGCUGGCCUUCGCCCUCUGCCUUUCCUGCCUCCUGGCCAAGACCCUGAUGGUGGUGGCGGCUUUCAGGGCAACCAACCCCGGCAGCCGCGUGAGGCGGUGUCUCGACCCCCGCGUGGCCCGCGCCGUCGUUCUGGGGGGCUGCCUCCCCCAAGUCCUGCUCUGCGCGAUGUGGCUAGCCGUCUCUCCUCCCUCCUCUGUGAAAGACACAUCCUCCGUCCCCCGUGCCAUAACACUGCUGUGUGUCGAAGGCUCACCUGCCGCAUUCUGGGGCAUGCUCCUAUACCUGGGCCUGCUGGCUGGGUUCACCUUGGCCGGAGCUUCCUUGGCGCGAAACCUCCCAGACGCCUUCAACGAGGCUUGGCUCAUCUGCUUCAGCUUGCUGGGGUGCCUCGGCGUCUGGAUGGCGUUUGUCCCCGUCUACCUCACGGCGAGAGGAAGGCACACGGCAGCGGCGGAGGCCUUUGCGAUCCUGGGCUCCAGUGCGGCCUUGCUUAGCGGGAUGUUCUUUCCCAAGUGUUACAUCCUUUUGGUACACCCGGAGCUGAACACCCGGGGCUACCUCAUGAGAAAAGGCCCUCACUGA